AUGUCUCUGGUCCACUUGGAAACCGCUUUAUUCAAUCUUGUCAACCAUAUCUUCUUCUCGGAAUCAGACGUGAAUAUCACGGCAAUCUCGUACUGCUUGAAGUUGUUUUCGAAAUGGAUCUUGAACGAGUUGGUGUAUGUGGUGUACAACAUGCCUCUUGCUCCAAAAUCCUCGUCCUGGAUGCAGAAAAUCGACGAGAUCGGGAGAACCAUCUUCACUCCCAGCUGGCGAUGCUUGUACGGUCUCACCAGAACCAGAUGCGAGUCAAACAAGAUUGACCCCAGAUACUCAGUCGGCAAUGAGUCUGUACCUGGAUAUUCUGUUGGUUGGCAUUUGGAUCAAAGAAAUGAACCGAAUAUCCAGUUGUUGCUGAAGGAAAUAGCUAGAAGCAACGUCUUGGUGUUCCACCAUGUAGUCGUUGUAGAUGACGAUGGAACUGGCAUUAUAUUGGUUGACAUUCUUCGACUCUGCGAAUUCGAGAAUCUUGGGGACCAACUGGCAGUAGGAGCUGUAUGUGGGGACACUUAUGGCGUUUUGCAGGAUCCAGUCCGCGAUUUUCUCCAGAUGAAGGUGAUCUUCGGACCGCGGUAUAUGUGUUUCGAACAUUGGCGAGUGGAUCGACGAUUUACAUGUUUCGGUGGAAUUGCCGAGCUUGAUCCAGUCGUGGUACAGUUUGACCAGUCCUUCCAGGAAAUGAUUAUGCUCUUCGAGCAACAUAUCCACUGCUCUUGCGAAUCUUCCGAAGAACAGCGGGAUCGGACCGGUCGUUGA
This is a messenger RNA of Ogataea philodendri, 771 nucleotides long. RefSeq lists its product as uncharacterized. The record is from RefSeq and is a predicted model, not a curated record. The transcript is spliced from 2 exons. Lineage: Eukaryota; Fungi; Ascomycota; Pichiomycetes; Pichiales; Pichiaceae. Bases 1 to 771 code for a protein of 256 amino acids.